CCAUCCUCUACGCCAUUGCUGUCGCCCCUUUCUUUUCGACUCAUUUUUCCGGUGAUGUCGUUCGCCCCACACUCCCCUGCAGCGGCGGAGGGUCGUUCCCCCCUUGAGAGGGAUCCUUUACGCUCUGUGGGUGGGUUUUCGGAGUUGUACGAUUCCUCCAAAUCGGCCGUCGCCGAUGCCUUUUCCGUUUCCGAUUUCUCUGGAUCUACUACCGCAAACACUAAUCCCAUGGUGCUCCAUGGAUUCGCCCUUGAUUCUGAGCCGGAGGUUGAUUCCAGUGUUGCCCUUGUUCGAGCCAGGCGAUCGCUGUUUCAGAUACCUUCUUCGUCGACCCAGGGUAGGAUUGAAGCGGCUCCAUUGAGUUGCUCUUCUACCCGUGGAGUUGUCAUCGAUAUGCUUCGUAUAUACUGUCCUCUCGGCGUCGAGCCACUGGAGUACCGUGUUGGAGGCGAAAUUGAAAAUCAUUUGGUCAAUUAUUUGCUAUCCUACAUGUUGGAUGGUAUGAUCUCUACAGGUGUUGAUGGGAGGGAGUGAUUAGAUGGCGCAACUCAAUCCGUGGAGUGUGGUGGUGCGACAGAAAUUUUCUAGUCUGAAAAAAUUUAUGGUCAAAAAUCAUAAUUGAGAAAUUGAACGAUGC
This is a messenger RNA of Andrographis paniculata, 637 nucleotides long. RefSeq lists its product as uncharacterized. Lineage: Eukaryota; Viridiplantae; Streptophyta; Magnoliopsida; Lamiales; Acanthaceae. The transcript has 3 exons. The record is from RefSeq and is a predicted model, not a curated record. Bases 55 to 534 code for a protein of 159 amino acids.